Messenger RNA from Lolium rigidum, 784 nucleotides. RefSeq names its product glutathione S-transferase T2-like. Lineage: Eukaryota; Viridiplantae; Streptophyta; Magnoliopsida; Poales; Poaceae. The record is from RefSeq and is a predicted model, not a curated record. The coding region runs from base 1 to 750 and encodes 249 amino acids. The transcript is spliced from 3 exons.
AUGAAGACAAGGAUUUUAGAUUACUACAACUUGCAUAAGGACCCGUCAUGGCCCGAGCGUAAUUAUAAUGCAGUCAAUUGCCGUUUCACUGUUAUUUCAGCGGCCACAAGCAAGUUUUGUGGAUGUCUUCAGCAGAUAUUAAACCUGAAUGAAAGUGGAAGGACUCUCAACCAGAAGCAAACAGAUGCUGAACUCCUGUACAUGUCUUUGGAUCCUGAAAAGAAGCCAUUCAAACUAAUGCAUUGCUAUGUAGAGUUUGAGAAGUACCCAAAGUGGGCGACACGUACAGUUCCUCAGAAAAAACAAAAGAAAACCUCCGAUGCAAGUCCAGGUUCAACCUCCAAUGAUGAAGAUUUUGUGGUAUGCACAGAUGCUUUAGAAAACGAGAAAAGACCUCGUGGUACCAAGUAUGCGAAAGAACAAAGAGAUAAAGCCUCCGAUGGUAGUGCUGUCAAGUUGUCAUUGGAAACCGUAUGGGCACAGAAGUUAGAGAAAGAUGAUAUCAAAGAGGCGGCAAAGAGUGCUCGCUAUGCACUAGCAUUUGAGUUGCAAAAAAAGCAGAUUGAAUUGAAAGAGAGGGAGGAUGCAAGGCAAGAGAGGGAGGAUGCACGGCAAGAGAGGGAGGAUGCACGAAAACAGUUUGAAUUGGAAGAGAAAAUCAUGCUCACGGACACUAGUGGUAUGAAUGCUGCACAACAGCAAUUCUACAAAGGCAAGCAGGAUGAGAUCAUCGCUCGCCGACACCACUAGUUUAUGUAUGAUAGCUUCCUACUACAUUAGCUGU